AUAUGCAUUAUUUGUAAAACAUUAGUAUCACUUUAUUCAGAGCAGAUGGUUCUAUAUAGCUGAGAGAUGCUGUAAUUUUCAGCACACAUAGGCUACUGCAGCUGUUCACUUGAAUGUUGGCUUAGGAUCACAUUCUUUCCACCUGAACAUGAAAAUAAAUGUGCAAUUAAGAGAGAAUUGUUUGUUGUCCUUGGUAAAUCCUGCUAAUUUGGAUCAAUGAACACUUCAAAUUUGAGAAUAAAACACAAAAAGGGGAAAAAGGCCAUUCCUACAGAGCCUCAGAGCACAGCAUUUGUGACUACUUCCUUUAAAAAGUACGUUAGUGUUUUGAAAAGUAAUUUAUCUUAAUUGGGAUAAUCCACUUUAUCAUCUUUUCAGUGGACUUGUUUCAUCAGUGCCAGGAGCAGGUUACCCUUUGGAGUUUGUCACAAGGGAAUAAAAUGUUGUUCCAGUUGCAGCUCUUCAGGAAAACUAGAUCAUGCUUUUUCUAAUGAGUACUCUUAAUAGAUGUAUCCCAUUUUUUGCACUGUGCUGAACUUACCUCUUGGAAGAUACUUCUGUAUGCAGAACAUAGAAAUAUGUUCCCAGAAAUGUCUAAAUUGGACUUCUAGUAAGAAACUCAAUUUAGCCCCUCUCGUAUUAUUAGGAUAUUCAGUUAUGCAAUCCCUGAACACAGUUGGCCUCAUCAGUUGUUUGGAUAUGCACUGAUUGCAAAUGGUGCUUUAAACAGGACUGUUAAGACAGAUCUAUCAGAGGUACUGAUGCUCCUCUGCAAUUUUACAAGAGGCAUUUUUGUGGGAACUCCUCUUAGCAGUUUAAUUAUGAGGCUAGAUUUCAGUGAUUGAUGAAUUUCUUUAGUGAACUUCCUGAGUUGAAAUAUGUAUUACUGGAGAAUUAACUUACAUAAUUUUCUCUUGCAUGUUGUCCUAAACAGUUGGUCUCAAACAGGACAGGCUGCCCAAAUCUUAGCUAUUAAGAUGCUAUUAAAAAUCCAUUGUAUUUACCAGCUGUUGCUGUUCAGUCACUGACUGAGGUGGCAGAGAGCCUUUUGUAGAUGUGGCAGCUUAUCGACAAGUGCUUGUGUACAAGCAGACUCCUCCUAAUUAUUUCUGUUGCAUCUCGCAGUCAUGCAGUCAGUUACUUUGGGGUGAGACACAUUAGAAUUAGACUGGUUGGAGUUGAAAGUAUCUUGGAGAUCUUCUGUCUCUAGUAUACUUGCCAUGAACAGGGACACCUUCUGCUACAUCAAGUUGCUCAAAGUUCUGUCCCACCUGACCUUUCAAGGAGCUUUUCAAGGGAUGAGGCAUCCACAGCCUCUCUGGCAGGUAAUUGCUGCCAUGGAAACACAACUUUCUAAUGGACCAACCUGUAAUAACACAGCCCAUGGUUCAACCACCAUAAACAAUUGCUCAUCACCAGUUGAUUCUGGGAACACAGAAGACAGCAAGACCAAUUUAAUAGUCAACUACCUUCCACAAAACAUGACACAAGAGGAAUUGAAGAGUCUGUUUGGCAGUAUUGGGGAGAUAGAAUCCUGCAAGCUUGUCAGGGACAAAAUAACAGGACAGAGCUUGGGUUAUGGUUUUGUGAACUAUGUUGACCCCAAGGAUGCUGAAAAAGCUAUCAAUACCCUGAAUGGAUUGAGACUUCAAACUAAGACUAUAAAGGUUUCUUAUGCACGACCAAGUUCAGCUUCUAUCAGAGAUGCCAAUUUGUAUGUUAGUGGACUUCCAAAAACAAUGACCCAGAAAGAACUGGAACAGCUCUUUUCCCAGUAUGGACGUAUUAUUACUUCUCGUAUUCUGGUUGACCAAGUCACUGGGGUGUCACGGGGCGUGGGGUUUAUCCGGUUUGACAAGCGAAUUGAAGCAGAAGAAGCUAUCAAGGGCUUGAAUGGCCAGAAACCUCCAGGUGCCACAGAGCCCAUCACUGUAAAGUUUGCUAACAAUCCAAGCCAAAAAACCAAUCAGGCCAUUCUUUCCCAGCUGUACCAUUCUCCAAACAGAAGGUAUCCCGCCCCUCUAGCUCAGCAGGCUCAGCGUUUUAGGUUGGACAAUCUGCUCAACAUAGCUUAUGGAGUAAAGAGUAGGUUUCCUCCAAUGACCAUUGACGGAAUGACCAGUUUGGCCGGAAUUAAUAUCCCUGGACAUGCAGGAACUGGGUGGUGCAUUUUUGUAUACAACUUGGCCCCUGAUGCUGACGAGAGUAUCCUCUGGCAAAUGUUUGGACCCUUCGGAGCAGUAACCAAUGUGAAGGUCAUCCGUGACUUUAACACCAACAAGUGCAAAGGUUUUGGAUUUGUAACGAUGACAAACUACGACGAGGCAGCUAUGGCAAUAGCCAGCCUGAACGGAUACCGCCUUGGUGACAGAGUAUUGCAGGUCUCCUUCAAAACAAACAAAACGCACAAAGCCUAACAAGUUAUUCUCAGUGCAUUAAUACAUGAAAAUUAUACAACAAAGGCAAUUUACAAGAAGCUUUAUGCAUUAGUAAAUGCCUUUGUUGUAUGCCAGUGUGGAAAUGGGGAUAAAAUGACUACUUAGCAUCCUAAGAAUAUGUGAGAUUUUUUUAUUGCUAAUGUUUGAAUUAGAACUUCUUAUCUAUCUUUUGUGUUUGAGUAUUGACAAGAGGUACAGGGUUUUUACCUGUCACAAUGCGUAUUCUAUUGCCUUCUUUGAAGAAGGUGGACCUUUUAAAAUGUUUCAGCUAAGGGAAGAAGUUUUUUUUUCUUCAUACAUGACUGCCUUUAGACUAUGAGUAAAUAUCGAGGCUUUGUGUAAUACUAUAAAUUUUCUUUUGUCAUUUCUUGAUUUGCUUUGUGUUUAAUUUACAUUGUAAUGCAUUACUAUUUUGUUUUGUUGUUCAAGAAAAGUAUCUGAAGUUUACAUUUUAUUUAUAAAGUUAUGAGCAGUAUUUAUUUCAUCAUCUUCAUUUGGGUUGGGGAAUGGGAACACAUUAUAAAAGCUUAUUGUAAGAAUACUGGAGAACUUUUCGUAAAGCAGUACCUUGCCAAAGAGAUAAGAGCCUCUUUGAUGUGGGUUUAAAAAAGCAUCUAUUUUUAUAAAAAAAAAUAAAAAAUUUGGAGAAACUUUUUACUGGUCCUGGAACAAAUAUUUUGACUUGAAUACUUUGAGAAAUCUCUUCGUAUGACACCUAGUGAGCUUUUAAAACUUACCAGGAGAUUUGCAAUUGUUGGGAAAAGAUUUAGAAAGAUUUAUGAUGUAGAACUACUUUUGAGACCUUUGUAUUAAGAGGUAAAGUCAAUGGGAUGCACUGUUGGUUUCAUUUUUUGUAAUCAUCAGUGGAGUCUUUGAUCAUCCUGGUUGUUAAGUGAUAGGUGGCUCACUUUAAUUUGUGAUUUUGAAGCAAAUGAAAAUUUUAAAAAAAGAAUAUAAGAGCAAGCAGAAAACUUUAAACACUGAGAUAUGGGGGAAAAAAAAAAUCUGUUCUUCCUAAAGAAUUCCCUUCAGAUAGAGCUCAUGGUGUUUAGUGAUGUACUUGCUAUUGUUUGAAGAAUUGUUUUGUCUUAAGAAAAGACAUCGAGCAUGGUUUGUGCAGUAGCAAAUCAGCAGAAGUGGCCUGAGUUGGAUAGUUAGGAGGUAUUUUGAAAGUUAUGUUUAAGGCUAACACCUGAGCUUUGUGUAAUGUAAAUAAGACCUAAGUUAUGAACCUUUCAGCUAAUUUUGAUUAUUUUUUUAAGUUACAUGCCAAGUGAUGUUCAAUUUUGAAUGUUUUUGUAUAAGUUUUUUCUUUGUAAAUGGCAUUAACAUUGUUACUUGAGGUCUGCUUCUUUUUCUUUUUUUUUUUUUUUUUUUUUGUCCUGAGGACUUGAAUUUACAGUGCAUCAGAUCUGUUGCUAUUUUUGUCUGUAGAUAGUCUAGCUUCAGCUGUUUAUGGUGAUGCAACAUUUUUGUUUAUAAAUAUGUUUGUGGUAAAAAAACAAGUAUAAACAUAUGUUUUGAGCAAAUUUCCUUACAUUUUUCAUAUGAAAACCAUAAAUACCUGUAUGCUAUUGAAGUUUAACUUUGUAUGAUGCUUAAAUCACUAUUUGGGGAAAUAGAAAAAGUCUUUACCAUGUAUUGAAGAAAUUUAAGGAAAACAAAUACAGAAUAUUUUCUGAUUAGCAUCUAGCUUAUAAUUAAAUUAAAAAAAAAAAAAAGCUGAGGGUUUGAUGCCUUCACCAGGAUGCACUGACAACUAUGUAGUUACGUCCUGCUUUUUGUAUAAACUGAGAUGCUCAUACGCUUCCCCUUAGAAAAAGCAAUGUUCUAUGCAUAAAAUAGUUGUACACUAUCUUUGCAGUUGUUUUUGGUUCUUAUUCUUUUAAAUUGUAGUUAUAAAAUUUUCAGUAUAGUACAGUACAUAUACUGUGAAGCGCGUGCUAAAGUGAAUAAGCAAGUUUUCAUGCUGACCCACUCAAUGCUAUUCAAAAAUCAAUUGGCUUCCUGAGUACUUCAUUCUUAGAUGCAUUUAGGUUGUUAAAGCUAAUCCUCUGCGUUAAAAGUUGUAUAUAGUAUAGAAAUCACAAACUUUCCAAUGUGGGAGAAAUAGUAGCUACAUGCUUCUUUCAUAUACUACUGUAGCAACUAACGGCAUUGAUGAGAAGGCAUGUAAAUUGGGCUUCACUUUACAGUGUUUAUCAGAGCACUUAGUAAAAUAUAAGGCUGGUAUUUAUUUGAAGUUGUAUAGUAUGACUUAAUUCACAUUUGUUGGAAUAGAGAAUAUAUUCUGUUGGAUAUUUAAGAGGUUGUACAUGUUUUCUUUUUGUGUUUGGAUUCUUUGUACUUUUUCAUGUUCAGUACAUCAAUAAACAAAGUUGAAGGGAAAA
Messenger RNA from Prinia subflava (tawny-flanked prinia), 4828 nucleotides. It is a transcript of the gene ELAVL2, whose product is annotated as ELAV like RNA binding protein 2. Lineage: Eukaryota; Metazoa; Chordata; Aves; Passeriformes; Cisticolidae. The record is from RefSeq and is a predicted model, not a curated record. The transcript is spliced from 7 exons. The coding region runs from base 1221 to 2417 and encodes 398 amino acids. Gene Ontology annotation, cellular component: ribonucleoprotein complex. Gene Ontology annotation, molecular function: RNA binding.